GCACGCGCACACACCGCACCGUCAGUGUGAGUGUACUGACUGCACCGCAGCUGAGCUCUCUGCUGCUGCUGCAUCUGCACACAACACACACAAAACACACACACACAUUACACACACAUGCACACACACAACUCACACACGCGCGCGCUCACUAUCCUCCAGCUGCUGCUCGCGCAUCUCCACUGUCUGAAGAUGAGCGUGGCUGCUGGGGUGCUCAUAUCAGCGAGCCUGACCUCCACCCGUGUGGAGUAGAACCGAACCGGAGGAAGAGAGAGAGACUGUCUCUCUCUCUCUCUCUCUCUCUAUCUGUCUCUCUCUCUCUCUAUCUGUCUCUCUCUCUUUCCUCUACACCGUGGUGGUUGCCCCGGAUCUCUGGGCGCUGGAGUGCUCGCGCUGCUCCUCAGGACCACCCCGGUUCUCGGGUGAUUGAUUGGCUGCUCUCGUGGAAAUCUGAAAUCUGCUGGAGGAAGAAGCUGCUGUUUUUCCGAUUCCACCCUUUUUUCCCCUGAUUUAAAGCCUCCAGGGCUCCCGGACUAUCAGUCAAGCUGGAUCCUAUAAACAUGGAGUCGGUGGAGAAGGAGUGCGGGGCGCUGGGUGGACUAUUCCAGGCGAUUGUCAAUGACAUGAAGUGUUCGUAUCCCGUCUGGGAGGACUUCAGUGCCAAGGCUACGAAGCUUCACGCCCAGCUCCGAACCACAGUGCUGGCAGCCGUGGCCUUCCUGGAUGCCUUUCAAAAGGUGGCAGACAUGGCAACCAACACACGAGGCGCGACCCGGGACAUUGGAUCGGCGCUGACCCGGAUGUGCAUGCGGCACCGCAGCAUCGAGUCCAAACUACGCCACUUCACCAAUGCUCUGAUGGAGAGCCUGAUUAACCCCCUUCAGGAGAGAAUCGAGGACUGGAAGAAAACGGCCAAUCAGCUGGACAAGGACCACGCCAAAGAGUAUAAGCGAUCUCGCCACGAGAUAAAGAAGAAAUCUUCAGACACCAUGAAGCUCCAGAAGAAAGCCCGGAAAGGCCGGGGGGACCUGCAGCCGCAGCUGGACAGUGCUAUGCAGGAUGUGAAUGAUAUGUAUCUGCUGAUGGAGGAGACGGAGAAGCAGGCGGUGCGGCGCGCCCUGGUGGAGGAGAGAGGGCGUUUCUGCACCUUCAUCAGCUUCCUGCAGCCUGUCGUGAAUGGAGAAAUCGCCAUGCUGGGAGAGAUCACGCAUCUCCAGGCCAUUAUUGAUGAUCUCACUGUGCUGACCACUGAUCCUCAUAAACUGCCCCCCGCCAGCGAGCAGGUGAUUAAAGACUUGAAGGGGUCGGACUACAGCUGGUCGUACCAGACCCCUCCCUCCUCCCCCAGCAGUUCCGGAUCCAGGAAAAGCAGCAUGUGCAGCAGUGUGAACAGCGCCCACAGUAGCGCCUCUCGCUCCUCGGGCGGCUCUCAGACUCACUCACCCAGUUCGUCCUGUCGCUACCGCAGCCUGGCCCAGCCGCCACCGGGGGGCGCUCACCGCCUCAGCAGCGUCUCCUCCCACGACUCCGGCUUCAUCUCUCAGGACGCCAACGUCUACUCCAAACCCCCCUCGCCCAUGCCCUCCGACAUCACCAGCCAGAAGUCAUCGAGUUCAGCUUCCUCAGAGGCGUCCGAAACGUGUCAGUCAGUGAGUGAAUGCAGCUCUCCUACGACGUUUGGCUCGUCCUUCGCUACCUUCCGCCCUGCUCUCUCUCACCCUGGCUCCAUCAGGCCUUUCUCUGUCAUUCUUCCUGCGUCCCCACCCUAUAACCGCUCCCCCGGAUCCAACACUUCCUCUCCCACAUCAAAGGUUCCUUGCUGGAAGGAUUGGUCCAAGGCAGGUUCGCACGAGCAGCCAUUGGUCAACACGCUCCAGAGGAGGAAGGAGCCGCUGGAUAGGCUGAGGGAGUCGGAGGCAUCGCCCCAAUCACAGGGCUACGCUGGGGUCCAACCCGAAGACCCCCAGAGACCCAGGAUGACCCCCGCCACCAUCGCGGCUAAGCACGGUGAGGAGGUGUCCCCGGCGGCCAGUGAUCUGGCCAUGGUUCUGACCCGAGGUCUCAGUAUGGAGCAGCAGAAGAGCAGCAGAGACUCACUGCAGUACUCCAGCGGAUACAGCACCCAGACCACCACGCCCUCCUGCUCCGAGGACACUAUACCAUCCCAGGGCUCCGACUACGACUGCUACUCUGUGAACGGCGACGCUGAAGCCGACGGCCAGGCCGACUUUGACAAGUCCUCCACCAUCCCUCGGCACAGCAACAUCGCCCAGAACUACCGCCGCAUGAUCCAGACCAAGCGUCCUGCCAGCACCGCCGGCCUUCCCAGCGGCGUGGGUGCUCAGGGUGGACCUCCAGGUGCCAGCGGAGGAGGCGGAGGAGGUGGCGGCGGUGGUGGUGGAGGUAGUGGCGGGGGACCAGGGACUCCAGGAACUGCCACCAUUCGCCGAACGCCGUCCACCAAGCCUGGCGUCAGACGCACCCUGUCUAAUGCCGGCCCCAUCCCCAUACGGCCACCGAUAGUGCCAGUGAAGACCCCUACUGUGCCCGACUCGCCGGGAGGAGCCUAUCCUGGGCCUCCGGCUCGCGUCGGCAGCGAGGAGUGCGUGUUCUACGUGCCGGAUGACUCCUCCCCCAGCGCCUUAGAGUACGUGAAGGCGUCGCCCAAGCGCCUGAGCCUGCCCAACACCGCCUGGGGCGCGGGGGCCGUGGAGAUGAGCGUGUACGGCCACGGCGGAGAAGAGGACCAGCUGCUCGCCGCCAACCGUCACAGCCUGGUGGAGAAGAUCGGCGAGCUGGUGGCCAGCGCCCAUGCCCUGGGUGAAGGUCAGUUCCCCUUCCCUUCGCUCCCCGACCGGCCUCCUCCUGGACCAGAAGCCCAGGUAGACGAGCAAGAUCCCCAGGAGAGCGGAGACAUGCUGGUGUCCAUCCGUCGCGGCGUACGGCUCCGCAAGACCGUCUCCAACGACCGCUCGGCACCGCGCAUUUUGUGAUUAAACGAGGAGAAAAAAAGAAGAACAAGAACAAAAACACUACACGUCGUGGACUCGCCGUAGAGAUACAGCGAGCUACGACGAGCUACGAAAAAGAGGAUUAAAAAAAAAAUUGUGUUUUAAAAAAGACGUCGUUAGAAUUUAAAUACGUGAUCAAGCGAUAAAUAACGGUUAAAACAAAAAAAGAAGUAAAGAAGUAAAAAUGCUAAAUAACAACAACAACUACAACAGGCUCAGGCCACUAUAAUAACAACUCUUUAGCGUGUCUGGACGCAUGUUUGUCUUAUUAACACCACCCAAUCACAAAGCAAAGCGAACAAAGUGAAGCGAACAAAGUGAACUGAUGUAGACUAUCAGACUAUAGCGAGGCGCUGGGCGGCCGAAAAAGGAAAGGACGAUAGGACGCAAGGAGACAAGGAGACGAAGAAAAGGACUUCCGGCAAUGAAGCGAAAUUAAACGAAAUGAAACAGAAUAAAAAAAAUGAACUCAAACUUUUGGGUCUUGAACAACCAACCAACUAACAAACCCUCUGAACUCCGGACCCCAGGAUUCAGUGCUGGAAAAGCUCAUUUAAGAAAAGGAGGAGGACCGGGGUGGCCAAUGCCCCCCCUUACAAAAUAAAAGCCCCACCCCUCACCUCCAGCUCUCUCCUGUGACGUUUCACUGCCAGCUGAAAGCCAAGCCGACCGAGCCGUUACUGUGCUGCAUUUAUUUGUCUGUUUUGCGAUUGGUCGGUGUGGCUGUCAGUCAGGCAGAAGGUGGGCGGGGCUUCUGCUGCAGGUCAGCUUGUGGUUCUUCUGUAAAGGGGGUGGGGCUUGUCUUCAGUUUUCUUCGUCUUAAUCCUGAAUUUUCGAUUAUUUUUUAAUUUGUGUUGUCAUUCUAAGCAAUUAAUCUUAAUCCCUGUUCCUGAACUAGAGCGUGACAAGUGUACGAGUGUAUGUGUGUAUGAGUGUGUGUGUGUGUAUGAGUGUGUGUGUGUGUGUGUGUAUGUGUGUAUGAGUGUGUGUGUGUGUGUGUGUGUGUCAGGUGUACGUAUGCUGUACGUAUUUUGUAGACAUAAAGAAUUGAAUUGCCAAUAUAAUGUGAGCAAUGAUGCUUUUUUUUUGGUUGGUGGAAGAAAGAAGGAAGGAAGGAUUUACGAGAGUAGCUUAUUUUUUAACAUGUACAAAGCUGUAAUUUUAUCCGGAGUAGGUGCUGAGGUUAGUUCUGGUCAUACUUACUAUUAGUCUUAUGGGGGCAACAAGAGAAACUGGAGGUCAGCAGAUAAGUCCAAACCUUGUCUAGGUUAGUCCUGGUCUAAAAUACAGUAUUAGGAGAGUAACAAGGUCAACAGAAGGUCAACAGACGAGCCAAUAAGGUGAACCGGAUGUCAGUCCAAGAGUCUAAACCUUGUCUCGGUUAGUCCUUGUCUUAUAUUGAGGAAAACGAGGUCAACUUGAGGUCAAUUUGAGGUCAGCAGGUGAACCUGAGCCUUAUCUACUUUAGUCCUGGUCAUAACUACCGUAUUAUGAGGGGAGCAAGGUCAAUUAGAGGUGAGCAGACAAGCCUACAAGGUCAACUGGAGGUCAGCAGACGAGCCUGAGUCUUGUGUAGGUUAGUCCUUGUCAUAUAAUGAGGGGAAUGAGGUCAACUGGAGGUCAGCAGACAAGUCUGAGCCUUGUCCAGGUUAGUCCACAUCUAACAAAGAGGGACAUGAGGUCAACUGGAGGUCAGCAGACAAGCCUACAAGGUCAACUGGAGGUCAGCAGACAAGUUUGAGCCAGGUAUAGAUUAUUCCAGGUCAUCAGUACUGUAUUAUGAGGGGAGUGAGGUCAAUUAGAGGUCAGCAGACGAGCCUGACCCUUGUGUAGGUUAGUCCUCGUCUUAUAACAAGAAGAAUGAGGUCAACUGGAGGUCAGCAGACGAGCCUACAAGGUCAACUGGAGGUCAACAGACGAGUCUGAGCCUUGUCUAGCCUUGUCUAUAAUGAGAGGAAUGAGGUCAACUGGAGGUCAGCAGACAAACCUGAACCUUGUCUAAGUUAGUCCUCGUCUUAUAAUGAGGAGAACGAGGUCAACUUGAGGUCAGCAGACGAGCCUACAAGGUCAACUGGAGGUCAGCAGACAAACCUGAGCCUUGUCUAGGUUAGUCCUUCUCUUAUAACAAGAGGAAGGAGGUCAACUGGAGGCCAGCAGACGAACCUAAGCCUUGUCUAGGUUAGUCCUGGUCAUCAGUACUGUAUUAUGAUUGGAGCGAGGUCAACUUGAGGUCAGCAGACAAGCCUACAAGGUCAACUUGAGGUCAGCAGACAAGCCUACAAGGUCAACUGGAGGUCAGCAGACAAGCCUGAUCCUUGUCUUAGUUAGUCCUCGUCUCGGUUCUGUAGUCCUGUUCAUAUAUUCAGUAUUGUGAGGUAGAGAGUGAGGUAGGGAGGAGGGAAGUGGAGCAAUUUUGACUACUUUUUAAGGCGGCAGUGUUAAAACUGACCACAAGGUGUCACUGUGGCUGCACGGUAGGGAAAGAAGGAAGAGGGAAGUAAACAGAAAGUAGCGAAAGGAUGGGGAAAUGAUUGAGGAAAAAGAGAAUAGUGAAAGAGAUAAAGAAAGAGAAGAGAAGUGAAUUGAAGUGAAGGGUGUAGAAAGGAGGGAAGAGUUGGGGAUGUAUAUGAUGGGUGUUUUAUUCAUUUUUUAUUUUUAUUUUAUUUUUUGCUUUUAAAAGCAUUUUUUUUUCCUACAAUGUAAAAUGAGUUUUUAAAGAUUUUUGGUAUGUUAUCUUACUGAGUCUCCCACCCGCAAGCCUCAAAACCACAGCCCCUCCCCCCUCCUACCACCAAUAGACGCAACUGUACAGUAUUGUUUUGGCUGGAGCUAAUAAAAGAGGAUAAUGAGCUAAGAUGAAGGCACGGACCUGGUGGACACGAGGGGACAAGAAAGACCUAUAAUAAAGAACCUGAAACAAGGAUAGAAAGGACGACUUCCGGCGAAAAAAAUCAGUCUAGAAAGUUAAAAAAUGCGCACAUUCCACUGCCUGAACUAGAACUUUUUAGAAUGUGACUUAUGAAGUGAUUCACCUGAAGCGUUGAGUUGCGUCGCGUCAAGUGGAGACGUUGAGACGACCCUACGAGAAAAAAAGAAGAUCGUACGAACGAUUGGAGACCACUGGUGGAGACUCUGGACUCUGGAGUAGUGUAUAGGUGGCCAAAAAGACGAAAAGACCCACUGUUUUAGUCCUGUAGUUUCUGUCUGUGAGUGACUUUCUGUGCUCCCAUGAUUCAUUAUAACCCCCCGCCGUCUCGCAUAUACGUAGAUCUGUCGCUCGGAAAAUGACCACUACGUGUGCGACUAAAAAUUUUAUGGACACUUAAUACUUAAUUAUUAUUAAUAUAUUUUUUGUUUUUCUUUUUUUUUUGUUUCGUUUGUUGGGGAUUAUUUAUUUUGCAAAAAAAAAAAUAGAGCACUCUGUUUUAGGAAUGCCUGUAGCUGAUUUAAACAAAAUCUAACGUACAAAAAAGAAACGAAAAGUAAGACAAACGACACACACAAAAAAAUGAGGUGUACCUACUUUUGCGUUAAAAGACGAUGUGCCACAAUGAGACUGUGCCACAACCCCAGACCCCUUAGUGACCUCACCUCGGAGGACGCUCUUCCAGAAAGCACAGGUCAUUUAUAACUUUGUGUAUAUAUAUAUAUGUAUAUAUAUAUAUAUAUAUAUAUAUAUAUAUAUAUAUAUAUAUAUAUAUAUAUAUAUUCACAUACAUACAUAUAUAUAUAUAUAUAUAUAUAUAUAUAUAUAUAUAUAUAUAUAUAUAUAUAUAUAUACGUACAUGUACUGUAAAAAAAGGAGAGGAGGUGGACGGUAACUGUACUGUAGCCUCAUUGCCUACAUGGCAACAACAGAGAAAAAUGUAAAAGAAAAAUGUAAAAUUAAGUUUGUACGGAGCCCCUAAGGCGACAUCAUGUAAAAAAAAAAAAAAAAUGUAUUAAGGCAUGGGAACGAGAUCAUAAGGUGUGGGAAAGAGAUCAUAGAUCAUUAAGGCGUGGCCACGACUUAUUUAGGUGUGAAAACGAGUUAAUUAAAUCUGCCUAGGUAAUGCUAAAUUAAUGUUAACGAAGAAAACUGAAUAUUACAUUAACGCUCAUUUAAUCCAAGAAUAAUCUUUUGUAAAAAAAAAUUAGGAGUAAACUGAUUUAGUUUUAUUUUUAUCUCUGAUAAUGAUGAAUUAUGGAGAUAUUUUGGAAUCUCUUGCAGUGAAACAUGGAAUAAUUCUGAGUAAAAGACUUUUAAUUCUCAUACUAAAAGCUCAUGGGCUCAGACGCAGAAACAAUAAGACUUAUUGGCCACGCCUUAAUUAACUAAUUCUCACGCCUUCAUAAGUUGUGGCCACGCCUUCAUGAUUUUGUUCCAACACCUUAAAUAUCUAGUUCCAACGCAUUAAUAUAAUCUUGUUCCCACUCCUUAAUGAUCUUGUUCCUAUGCAUUAGGAUCUCAAUCCCACGCCUUAAUCAACUCGUUCCCAUGAUUUAGGAUCUCGUUCCCAGGCCUUUUUUUAUUUUUUACAUGAUGCCACCUUAGGGGCUUCAUUAAGGCGUGGGAACGAGAUCCUAAGGUAUGGGAACGAGAUAAUUAAGGCGUGGGAAUUACAUAAUUAAGGCGUGGGAACGAAAUCCUAAGGUGUGGGAACGAGAUCAUAGAUAAUUAAGGCGUGGCCACGACUUAUUAAGGCAUGGAAACAAGUUAAUUAAAUCUUACUUAAUCUAAUCUUACUCUAAAUUAAUACUCAUAAAGAAAGAGAGCUAAUCGCCUUGUUAACUGUGAAACUGUGAAAGGAUCUUGUGGCCACGCCUUAAUGGCUAUGAUUUAAUUGACUCUUUUCCACGCCUUAAUAAGUUGUGCAAACCUUAAUGAUCUUAAUUAUUUCAUUCCCACGCCUUAGGAUCUUGUUAAGGUGUGGCCACGCAUUAUUGUUUUUAUUUUAUUACAUGAUGUCACCUUAGGGGCUCCGUACGUUUGACAUAGAUCACCUAAUAUUUGUAGAGAAGAAGAGAGUUGUUACGAAAACGUAACUAGAAAAAAAGCAAAGGUCAAGUGGCAUGGGAAUGAGAUAAUUAAGGCGUGGGAAUGACAUAAUUAAGGCAUGGGAACAAGAUCCUAAGGCGUGGGAAUGAGAUCAUAGAUCAUUAAGGCGUGGCCACGACUUAUUAAGGCAUAAAACCGAGUUAAAUAAAUCUAGCUGGAGAAUAAUGAAGCUUACUCUUAAUUAAUUAUAAGAUGUUGCCAUGGAUUAUUUUUAUUAUUUAUUACAUGAUGUCACCUUAGGGGCUCCGUAGGUUUGAUAUAGAUCGUCUAAUAUUUGUAGAGAAGAAGAGAGUAACUAGAACGUAACUAGAGAGAAAAAAAAGGUAAAAGUCAAGUGCGCUUAAAAUUACGCUACGUUCACACUGCAGGUAAAUUUGGCUUCUCAUCAAAUCCAAAUCUGAUGUUUAUCUGAUGUUUAUCUGAUGCACUUAAAAAUGACACUUCACAUGAAGUUUUGGUUUUAUCACAAGUUCUAAUGUCUACAGCUGGAUUUUUAUCAUAUCAUAUUAGGCCACGCCCACUUCUUUAGCUUGUGAAAGUGUUUGGGAAUUCGCUUUUAAACUAUUUUUUUUCAUUAUUAUUUUUCCUUGUCCCUGCAGCAGCGCCCCCUGUGGUUAGGUUCAGCUAUUUCUAUAUUUCUAUAUUUAUGAGAUCUGAUCUGUUACAUCACUAUUGAAACACUACACAAAAAAAGCUAAUUCAGUUCAGAUCAGAUUUGGGCUGAUUUUACCUGCUGUGUGAACGUAGACUUCUGAAAUAUCCUGUAUUUUGUUGCUGUUGCGCAAAAGCCUUGUAUCUCCACAGUCGCCAUUUUUUCGCCUUUUAAUCAGUCCGUUUGUCUUUACAUUGUGUCCAGAUUUCACGAUGAAUAGACCAGUUGAAUGCUUUAGAAACGUCUUUUUUACAUUGACUUCCUUUCAAAUUCAAGUGUUUUUCCCUUCUCGGCUAAAGUUGACGUGUCGGAGAUACAAGGCUUUGAGGCGGAGAUGACUUGUAUAAUGUUAUUCUAUGUGCAGCGCGCUAAUUCAAUAUGGUCUCGCGUUUUUCUUUCACGCUUAAUCUGCCUUGACAUUUCACACUGACUGUCAAACGAGCGAAAGCAAAGAGAGAGAAGAAAGACUGAGAGACUGAGGGUCUGGGUUUGAGAGAUUGAGGCAACGCUGGCAAUGGAGGAAGAGACAGCACAGAGAGUAUAUAUAUAUAUAUAUAUAUAUAUAUAUAUAUAUAUAUAUAUAUAUAUAUAUAUAAUGAUAAUAGGACUGGGCAAUAAUUGGAAAUCAAUAUUUAUUGCUGUAGAAUAUUUCAAUAAUAAUUAUAGAAUUUUUUCGAUAUUUCAAUAUCACUCAAAACCCACAUUAUAUCGAUGUUUAGACAUCAAUAACUAAAAAUCUGAUAAACAAACAGAUACAACACACAAUAUUAUCAUUUUAAGAUAAUUUUAUGCUGCUGAAAUAAUUUAGUUAUUUAGUUUAUUUUAAUUAAGUUAAUAGCAUACAAAUUCGAUAACAGUUUUAAAGAGUAACAAGGUUUUUUUAAAGAAUGUUAAAAAAAAUUAAAUUUGAAACUUAAUGGUUCAAACAUCCUUAUAGUAAUAAUAUUAAAAUAAUAAAAUUAAUCCGCUAUUCUUGCUAAGAAAAACAUAAUGGGUGAUAUCAAAGUCAGCAUAUCCCAUUUAUUGUACAAUAAGCUGAUUAUGCAAUUAUCGUGACAUGCAUAAAAUCAAAUAGUUUCUAUAGUUAUUGAGUUUGUUCACUGCACAUACAGCACUCUUAGUGUGUGUAAACAGCAUGGAGCAGCAGAAACAGAGUUUGUUCAUACAGUAGCUGUGGUAAUUAGAGAUCUGGCUAAUGUAUCAGAUUAAAUUGCGCCUUAUCAGCAGUUUAGCUCAAAUAAAAGAAGCAUAUUUGAUAGCUGGGGUUGAAUCGAGACCGGAUCACGUUCUUAUCACAAACGAUUCGCUUCAGAAUUCGAUUGGGACCGGACCGAGGUCAUCUCCCCUUGCGAUUACAGUUUUCACACCUGCUCAAUCGAACCAAACUUAACUUAAAACUUAAAAUUAACGCGACUCGCAAUACACACGAAACCACUAGAUUAUAGAGACAAUUCCAGGUAGUUUAAGGUUAAUAAUGGAAAGCUUUCAUGGUCUUAAGACAGCAGAGAAGUCCCAAGCCAUGAUGCUGCCACCCCCAUGCUUAACAGUUCCAGUUUUAGUGGGAUUCUUGCUCAUCCAAUUGUGAGAAGAGCAUAUACAAGUCUACCUACUGCCCUCUAGUGGAAGCCCCCAGUUACACGCAUUUUACAUAGGCUAGUCUGUUCUCAGUCACAUUCACAACACAAGUAUGUUGUAAGUAUGUUGAGAGUGCAAACCAACUAAAGUCCGUUUUAACCGCACUGCAAGAAAUCCAUUGGCAAAAAACUAGACAAAAUAUAUGAAAAUUAAGACAAAUAUAUGUAUAUUAAGCAAAAACAAAAUCUGCCAAUGGGGUAAGCAGAAUAUUUUCUUAGCAAGAUUUCUUACCAAAAGCAAUGGAAAAGUCUCAAAGAAGUCACUGUUUUUGGACAAAAGAGUCAGAAUAACUUGAUUGAUGCUUGAUUGUGCUUAUCUUGAGUUCAAAUGACUUAAAAUAAGGUACAAAUUCUAAAUAAGACUGAUUAAGAUCAUUAUUCCUAAAAUAAGCAAAAUAAUCUAACACUUACACACAAUGCUUAGUAAGAUAAAAAGUCUUAUCAGAGAAGAAAAUAAGAUUUAUUGCCUUAAAUUUAGAAAAUUUCACUUGCCAAGAUUUAGUUUUUUGCAGUGCGAACCAAAUAGUUCUGGUAUAAAAACGCCUUAAAAUGCAACUUAUUGCAUUAUUGCAACUCAUCUACAAUACGGAGAUCAGAAUAGCAAUAUGCUGUAAAUACACUGCAGUAAAUCACAGUCAUUGCAUGCAACUGUCUGUAGAGUCAAACCCGCUGUGAGACGGUGGAUAAGAAGUGUUCGCAGCAUCAUUAUUCCAACAAAUUGGACGGAAACCUGGCUACUGUCACUUUUCAGCAAAGUCCUGAAGUGGGUGAACACACAGGAGCACAAACACAUUCAGCCCGAGCUGUGCAGCUUCUGUUGGUACUCAGGUGAAGAGGUGACACCCUGUCGCUCUCGCUUUCCCCCGCUGACAUUCCUUCGCCAGAUUAUGUAUCAUUCACCAUUUCAGUCAGAUUCCUGAUGUUGCGUGCUUGUUAAAAUUCCUGCGUUAUGAAUUAUUCAUGAUCUGCCUUAUUAUAAAGCAGCCGUCUUACACCAGAAGUCUUACCAGAAGAAGUGCGUCGGCGAUUUCCUCGAAAUAAAAACGACACGGCGACGCCUGUAUCCCUGCCAAGCCGGUGCUAAAGAAAGAAAGAAAGUGAGCGUUAGCUAAUGAAGCUAACGAAGCUAGCGAAGCUAACGAUAACACGCUCGUUACUAUUAAUGUUUACAUGCUAAUCAAUUAUGCUGUGCUUCAUUUGAAUUUCCCAGUUCCAAACAGGUCGAAUUUUAGAUUUGGAAAGUCGGGAGAGCCUCACCAAACACAAAAGUUCAGAAUUAAAUAUGGAAUUUGAAGUAUUAUAGAGUUUAUUAUACAGCUGUUCUAUCUAUUAGCAUCUCAUUAAACCAGUCCUACAACUGAGGACACGCCGUUUCCAUGCUGUUUAAAUGUGCAAAAUACUGUAUAAUGCUAACAAUCAAAACUUGGAGCAAUGCUAACAUAUCAUAUUUGAAACCAUAUUGGAACACAUUGGAAUUACAUCCAACAUAUAAGGUUAAUGAAACACGGCAUUUGUUCUCACCUUUUACAGCUAGCGCUAAAGCUAGAUGAAUUAGCAUUGUUAGCAUAUGUCUUCCCUUUUCUUUGCUAAUGUUAACUACGUUAGAAAGAUUACAUAGAAAUUGCUCACAAUCCCAAAAAAAAAACAUGGAUUUCCAAGCCAUUAUCGCCUAUAUAAUAUGAGCUACACUCAGUCAAGUGCAGCUUGUUAUCAUUAGCAUUAGCAUUAGCUUUGGCUAGCAAUGCUAGUAUGCUUCAAAUACUUGAUUUAUACAUUUGUUUCUUGAUUUGGAAAUCCAGAGAUGUUAUCUUUUUAAGGCCACAAAAUGCAUUUUAUAAACAAUAAUUGGUAAUGUACAAUAUUGGAAUGUAAUGCAUUCAUUGCAUUAUGGAGCUCCAAAAAUUGGAACUAAUUUGCAUUGUUUCAAGUUUUGAGAUUACACACUGUCUUUUAACUUUUGUGUUCAAAAAAAACUUUUCCUAAUAACGAGAUAAAUGUAAUGCAGGAUUUGUUCUUGUCUCAUUUUACAACUAGCGCUAGCAUUAACUAUGUUAGAAACAUUGGAAACAGCUCAAAAUUUGAACAAUAUUGAAUACAAACUUGAGUUACCAAGCCUUUUUUCCAUCAAAAAUAAUAAUAACUACACUGAGUCGAGUGCUGCUGUUGUUUCUAAUGCAUAACAAAUGGUUUCAGGUAGUUUAAGGUUAAUACGUUAAAACUACCACGGUUUUAAAAUAGCAAAGAAGCUCUCACGCAGUAAUGCUCCCACCCCCAUGCUUAACAGUUUCAGUAUCAAUGGCAUUCUUGCUUUUGAAUCUGUGGGCAAAAAAAAAGCAUAAAAGCAUACAUAAGUCAGUUCACUCUUUCUAAAAGAGACUCAGGCUGAUUGCCACAUUAGCAUUAGCUUCAGCUAGCAGAAUUAGCCUAUUCACUUUCAAAAACCUGUAUAGGCUAUUUAAGCUAGUAUGCAUGGGCUGGCCUGAAUACUUCAAUGUUUUAGGCCACAAAAAAAUCAUUUCAUGCAUUUCAUAAACAGUAAUCUGAUGAGUAAUUGGUAACGUACAAAGUAUGCAUUUAUUGCAUUAAUUAGCUUAACUAAAAACCCAGCUAAUUUGCAUUUGUUUCUACUUUUUAAGUUUACACGCUGCCUUCUGACUUUGAAUUUGUUCUUUCCUAAUGACCUGAAAAAUCCAUAAAAUCAUAUUUCAUGUAUUUCACAGCCUUUACUACACAGUAAUUGCUAAUAUACAGUAAUUGCUUCUCCAGAUCCAAGCGCAGCCUCAUUGGACAGAUGCUCAGAUGCGAGUACGUUCACAUUACUUUCAUUUUUUUCGGAUUAUAGCGAUUGUUUUUCUCUGUGGAGAAAAGGGGAAAAAAACACACAAGCAGAAAAUAACCCAAUUACUAUAGAGCGGAGACCCUUCAUCAGAACUGCUCUUUUGUUUAUUGCUAAAUGAAAAUGCCUAUUGAUGCAAUUUCCCACUUAUUUAGUGGGGAAAGCGGCGCUAAAUUACGAGGCUGGCAUGACCGCGGCUAUUGUUCUUUGUGUUCUAAUUCAAACUACCAGGUAGCGGCAGUGUGUUCGGCCUUCCUGCUGAUAUAAGGAGCUGUUUACUUUAAUAAGGGAGCAUUAGCGAGACAGCUGGAGAGCGACUGUGUUGGAAGUGUUGGAAGGAAAUUAUGUAAGGAAGCGCUGUCAGCAUCACGUUUACGAGCCUGACGUGGAGAAACAGUGCGUUUUCAACUUUCCCACAAAAAUCACUCUGGACUUUUCUGGGACUUAAUCUAGACUUGAUUUGCAGAGUAUUACACCACAUUUGCACCGGCUGCUGAGUAUAAACUACAAUCGACCCAAUUCUCAGAGGAUGCUGUCAUACAUCAGCCGAGCUCAGGCCGAUUCUUCAUGCUGUCUGGGUUGCUUUGCUCAUCUCAUUAUUGGGAUAGCAUUGUUUGUAAUGUAUAAAAAGCCAAUUAUGAGCUAGAGCAGCUUGUGCCAACACCGCCAAAUCACAGUUUCUGAGUAAAAACCACAUUUGGCCCAAUUCCUCUGAGUCUAAGUUGAUGCAGCUCCCAUAUCUCAGCCUCAACUUGGGCCGAAUCUUCAUUCUACAUUGGUUGCCUCGUUCAUAUCAUACGGAUAGCAUUGUUUGUAAUGAGAUUGCAGAGUAUAAUGCGCCAUUCAGCCGGAGCUGCUUGUGCCAACACCCCGAUUGUUGAGUAUAAUAUGGCAAAUGGCCUAAGCCGCUUUUGUGCCAACAACUCGAUUGCUGAUUAUAAUGUGCCAGUCGGCCUGAGCCACAUGUGCCAACACCCUGGUUGGCAAAUACAAUGCACUAAUCGGCCCGAGCCGCUUGUACCAACACCUAGAUUUCUGAGUAUAAUAAUACGCCAAUUGACCUGAGCCACAUGUGCCAACACCUUGAUUGCUGGAUAUAAUACGCCAAUCUACCAAGUCGCUUGUGCCAAUGCCUCGAUUGCUGAGUAUAAUAAUGUGCCAGUUGGCCUUAGCCAUUUGUGCAAACACCCAGAUUGCAGAGUAUAAUAAGUCAAAGGCCUAAGUUGCUUGUGCCUGUGCCUCGAUUGCUGAGUAUAAUAGGCCAAUCUACCGAGUCACUUGUGCCAACCCUCUGGUUGUCAAGUAUAAUGCAGCAAUUGUCCUUAGAUGCUUGUUCUAGCACCCCGGUUGCAGAGUAUAAUGUGGCAAUUGGCCUUUCAUCCCUUGUGCCAACACCUAGAUUUCCAAGUAUAAUGAGCCAAUUGGCCUGAGCAGUUGUUGCCAGUUAUAAUACACCAAUUGGCAUGGGUCGCUUGUGCGAACACCUCAGUUUCCGAGUAUAAUGAGCCAAUCAGCGUGAACUAUUGUUGCCAAUUAUAAUACGCCAAUCGGCACAUGUCGAUUGUGCCAACACCUUGAUUGCUGAGUAUAAUAAGCCAGUCAGUCCAAGUAGCUUGUGCUAAGUAUAAUGUGCCAAUUGGCCUGAGCCACUUGUGCCAACCCUGUGGUUGUCAAGUAUAAUGUGCCAGUUGGCCUGAGCCAUUUGUUCCAGCACCCCGGUUGCCGAAUGUAAUGCGCUAAUUGCCCUGAACCACUUUUACCAACCGUGUGGUUGUUAAGUAUAAUGCAGUAAUUGUCCUUAGAGGCUUGUUCCAGCACCCCAGUUGCAGAGUAUAAUAUCCCAAUUGGCCUAAAUCACUUGUGCCAACACCUCGAUUGCCAAGUGUAAAAAGCCAAUCAGUGUGAGCAAUUGUUGCCAAUUUUAAUAUGCCAAUUGGCCUGAGUUGCUUGUGCAAACACCUCGGUUUCUGAGUAUAAUGAGUCAAUUGGCCUGAGCGAUUGUUGCCAAUUAUAAAAUGCCUAUUGGCCCGAGUCACUUUGUCUCAACACCCCGAUUGCCGAGUAUAAUAAGCCAAUCAGCCCAAGUUGCUUGUGCUAAGUAUAAUGUGCCAAUUGGCCUGAGCCAUUUGUUCCAGCACCCCAGUUGCAGAGUAUAAUGCGGCAAUUGGUCUGAACCACUUUUACCAACCUUGUGGUUGUUAAGUAUAAUGCAGUAAAUGUCCUUAGAGCCUUGUUCCAGCACCCCAGUUGCAGAGUAUAAUAUCCCAAUUGGCCUGAGGCACGUGUGCCAACACCUCGAUUGCCGAGUACACUAAGCCAAUCAGCCUGAGCGAUUGUUGCCAAUUAUAAUACUUCAAUCAGCACGAGUCGCUUGUGAAAACUCCCCGGUUGCAGAGUAUAAUACGUCAAUCAGCCCCUCAGAGCUCAGGCCGAUUCUUUAUACCAUCUGCGUCAUCUUGUCUUGUUUAUCUCAUUGGCCUUCAUUGUUUUUAAUGUGUAUAAAAUGAUAAAAUGCAGCAUUUGGCUCGUUUUUGUGAUUCACGCUCUUUCGCUUCUGCUGACGGGUUUCGUUCCGGACCGAACUCCCACUCAGUCUCACCCACACACACUCUGCUGCUCACACAGGCCCUGAAUCCUGAAACUCACCCAGCCAGCAGUCAAACCUCUGCUUUCUCUCUCUCUCUCUACACACACACACACACACACACACUUCCUUCAAUCCUCUCAGCCGAGAUUGAUGCUUGGCAACCUGGCACCAUGGUAACUCAGCUGAAUGUCUUCUCUUCUCCUGCUGCACUGAAACCUCUCGAUCCUCACGUAUAAAUUAUACUAAAUACAACAAAAUACAAAAUGCAAUUAAAUUAAAUUACGUUAAAUACGAUACAGUAAAAUAAAAUGCGAUAAUAAUGUAUAUCAGCUCUCUGCCACACCUCUCUUCUCAUCCACUUCUCUUAUUCCUCUCUAAUUCCUGUGGAAAAGACUUAAAAUAAAAUAAAAUAAUAAAAAUAUGCUCACUGGUUUUUGUACGAACCCUCCCCCUCCUUCCUGUUAGGGAAGUCAAGUUAAAGCUACAGGUGCUGUCGUCUCUGUCCUCCUUCUUCUUCUAUUUCUUCUAUAUCUCUUCUUUCUCUUUAAUUUAUUGUGUUCUCUCUGUUUUUUCUGAUUUUCUUUUUUUUUUUUGUAAUAUUUAUCCUCUUCAUUUUGUUAACUUUAGUCACUGCUAAUGUAACAAAACGCACUGUGAUGAUUCCAGUAUUAAUAAAAGUUGUACUUAA
This is a messenger RNA of Astyanax mexicanus (Mexican tetra), 16446 nucleotides long. It is a transcript of the gene mtss2b, whose product is annotated as MTSS I-BAR domain containing 2b. The transcript has 15 exons. Lineage: Eukaryota; Metazoa; Chordata; Actinopteri; Characiformes; Acestrorhamphidae. Gene Ontology annotation, molecular function: actin binding; phospholipid binding. The record is from RefSeq and is a predicted model, not a curated record. Gene Ontology annotation, cellular component: cytoplasmic side of plasma membrane; actin cytoskeleton. Gene Ontology annotation, biological process: plasma membrane organization; cell projection assembly. The coding region runs from base 561 to 2993 and encodes 810 amino acids.